AUGCAGUUCAAGAACUCCCUCGUCUUGUUGACGGCUCUCACUGCCGGCAGUGCCGUUGCCCGUACCCACGGUCACCAACGCCGUCAUCAACACCAGGAGCGUGCUGUUGGCGACUGGGUCACCGCUGUGAUUGACGGCGAGACCGUCUCCUGGAAGAACACCUACGCCGGCCCUACCGGCGCCCCCGCCGCUCCUGCUCCUGCUGCUCCCACCACCACUGGCGUUGCCGCUGUCAAGAACAUCGCUGAAGUUGCCAACGCUAUUGUUGGUGCUGCCACUUCCACCUCCACUUCCAAGACCGCCACUGCGACCGGCUUCGGUGCUACCACCGCCCCCUCCGGCUCUGGUGUUACCUACUGCGGAAACGUCGGAGUCCCCUAUGGCUCCAACAUCAUCGAAAUCUCCAAGGACGCCUUGAGCUCUUACGACUACACCAUCACUCUUGAUGGAUCCCAGAUCACCGAGGACUAUGAAGUUAUCUUCUGGAACAAGUGCGGUGCCGAUGGUACUCUUACUGGUUUCUUCGGUCACUCUUUCCCCUUGACCGUCAAAGUCUCCCCCAAAUCCAAGUCCUACGUCGCCCUCGACGUCGAUACCCAGGGUGGCUUCAUCGGUUACCCCUCAAGCUCCCCCAUUCCUCGCGCUGCCGACGGAAUCGUUCUCGGUUUCUGGGGUGAGUUCGACUUUGCCUCCUCUGUCAACCACGGCUGGUCUGGUUUCGACGUCUCUGCCAUUCAGGCCAACAUUGCUGGUAUCUCCGCCUUCCCCGGUCUCCACAUCAGCGGUGACGGCCAGACUUCUUCCAUCUCCACCAACCUUGGCUCUGUCUCCAAUGCUUACACCCAGGCUGAGACUGACAUCGGUGGUAUCGGCGGUAACGUUGCCCAAGGCCCUCUUGCUUUGACUGCUAUCCUCAACUACAGCGGUUAA
This is a messenger RNA of Talaromyces marneffei, 930 nucleotides long. RefSeq lists its product as uncharacterized. Gene Ontology annotation, cellular component: extracellular region. The record is from RefSeq and is a predicted model, not a curated record. Gene Ontology annotation, molecular function: IgE binding. Lineage: Eukaryota; Fungi; Ascomycota; Eurotiomycetes; Eurotiales; Trichocomaceae. The transcript has a single exon. The coding region runs from base 1 to 930 and encodes 309 amino acids.